Molecule: messenger RNA, 5239 nt
Organism: Colius striatus (speckled mousebird)
Lineage: Eukaryota; Metazoa; Chordata; Aves; Coliiformes; Coliidae
Gene: FAXC
Product: failed axon connections homolog, metaxin like GST domain containing
Exons: 6
Coding region: 29-1255 (408 amino acids)
Cellular component (GO): cytoplasm
Source: RefSeq, a predicted model, not a curated record
GGCGGGGGAUGCGGGGCCCGGGCGCAGCAUGCUGUGGGGAGUGGGCCUGGCCGCGCCCCGCUCCUGCGUGGCGGACCUGAGCCGCAACCGCAGCCUGUCGCUGGGGUGGUGCGCGGGGCCCGACGAGCCGCCGCCCGCUUUCUAUGGGGGCGAGAUCGUCGCGUUCCCGCUGGCGGGCGGCGGCGCGGGCGGCACCAUGGCGGCGCUGGGCUCCGACUCCUGGUGGAAGAAGACGCUGUACCUGACGGGCGGCGCGCUGCUGGCCGCCGCCGCCUACCUGCUCCACGAGCUGCUGGCCAUACGUAAAGAGGAAGAGCUUGAUUCCAAGGAUGCUAUCAUACUGCAUCAGUUCUCAAGGCCUAAGAAUGGUGUUCCAAGUUUAUCUCCCUUCUGUCUGAAAAUGGAAACUUACUUAAGGAUGGCUGAUUUACCCUAUCAGAACUAUUUUGAUGGAAAACUUUCCCCUCAGGGGAAAAUGCCUUGGAUUGAAUACAAUCACAAGAAAGUAUCUGGCACCGAGUUCAUUAUUGACUUUUUGGAAGAGAAGCUUGGAGUGAAUUUAAAUAAGCACCUGGGUCCACAUGAAAGAGCUGUUUCCAGAGCUGUGACAAAAAUGGUGGAGGAGCAUUUGUACUGGACUUUAGCUUACUGCCAGUGGGUGGAAAACCUUCACGAGACACAGAAGAUGGUUUCCCUUUUCGGCCCCUUCAGCGACCUGCUGACGUGGAUCUUCUGCCACCUGACCAAAGGGAUUGUGAAGCGGGAGAUGUACGGCCACGGCAUCGGCCGCUUCUCCGAGGAGGAGAUGUACAGGCUGAUGGAGAAGGACAUGCGCACUCUGGCAGGCCUGCUGGGUGACAAGAAGUACAUUAUGGGACCAAACGUUUCCACUGUUGAUGCCACUGUCUUCGGGCAUCUGGCACAGGCAAUGUGGACGCUGCCAGGGACUCGACCAGAGAGACUUAUCAAAGGUGAGCUGAUUAACCUCGCAAUGUAUUGUGAGAGAAUAAGGAGGAAAUUCUGGCCAGAGUGGCACCAUGAUGAUGAUAACACCCUGUAUGAAUCUGAGGAAAGCAGUGAAGCCAGCAAGACUUACUCCCCCUUGCAGGACUUCAGUUUUUAUUCAAGGACAGAAACGUUUGAUGAGGAAGGGAACAGUAUUUCUCAGACCCCUGACACAGAUUACACCGGACACUCGCUCUUUGAUUCGGACGUGGACAUGGAUGAGUACAGAGAUCACGAACAGUACAAGUGAUGUGUACAAGCAUCUCCCACACAAGCUAUUUCUUGGGAUCAGUCUGAUGUUCUUUUUUUCCUUCAGGUCAAGAAGAGGUUUAUACAGCUUUGGAAGAGACCCUUGUGUUUGCCUCAGCUGUCAUAUGCUAGCUGGACUGUUUCAGUCAGGCUGGUUUGAUGUAACUGUUCAGGUGGAGCCAAGGUAAAUGGUUCUUUAAAACAAAGAUGGGUCCAGAAGGCAACAGGACCUUGGAAUCUGCAUUUUUCUUUCUCACAUUCAAAACCAAAUCCUGCAAGCAGGUGGGACAGACCUUGGGGAAGUGGAGCAUUUGCCAGAGCUGGUUUGUGGCGAUAUCUUAUUUUUAUAGGAACGCUUCAAGGACAGAAAUGGAAGACUGGUGCACCUUUGCCAUGGGGGAAAAUGAGUGCUGUAUUGAUCUGGCAGAGUCUCAGAGGGAUUUUGUUUGAUAGCAGCCAAUACUCUGCAUGCAGAUGUUCUUACAGUGCCUGCAGGAAAGAGCUCCCCCCAGUUCUUUCAGACAGUCAAGGCAGGCAGGAGGAAAGCAUUUCUACAGAAAGGAACUUCUGAGUGUUUCUUCUUCUUUGCAGAAGACUGAAGUCACUGCUCUAGAAUAUUCUCACCCAGGAGGGAAAUGUCAGAUUUAAUGUAUAAUCUCCCAACACUCAUCUGCAAUGUCUGUUGGCCAAACUUUUCCUGUGGUUUCAAGUGAUUGUUAUUACUAUGUGUUUACUUCCUGCCAUUGGCUGUUGUCUGCUGUUUCUAGGCAAGGCUAAAGAGUUGGGAUCCAAACCCAUGAAGCUUGCACAGUGAUUUUGGGUAUUUCUAGGCAUGGGAUGCUGUGUAAACGCAAAAUGUUGGCCCAGGCAACAAAAUGGUUUAGAGCUGCCUAGGAAGAUGCUUUGGUGGGUGCUGAGCACUGUGCUGGCUUACAGUGCACAGUCCCUAAAGCCCUGAUGCACAGGAGGUGGUUGGGGUGGGACAGCUUUGUCAGCACUGCCUGUGGGCACUUCCAGGAGCUGGAAUUGAUCUUUCAGGCAUCUUUGCUAGCACAUCUGUGAAUCUGGAGCCCCAGAUCCUGUGUGAUUGCACAGGUGCUGACAUACUUUGUGUCUGUGGCUCCCUGAGUGCAGGUGACUCCACUGGAUUCGCUCACCCUCUGAAGGUGAGUGUGUGCCAUGACUGGUUGGUCUGAAGUAGAGAUAAAAGUAUGUAGAACACAUAGACAGCUGUGGUGUUUGUAAACAGACAUAUAAAAUCACAUAUUUCCCUGCAGCCUUUGGUGGUCCAUUGAAAAAUACUGUGAUAGUGGCUUUCUCAGUGAGUGAGUGAGGUGAGUCAGGAUCCCUCAGCAAGUUUCUUACAGUGUGUUGGUUGUGCUGGAUGUUGUGGGAGCACACAGGGCAGACAGCUGCUUUAGGAUGUUAGUUGUUGGUAAUCCCAGUAGUCUGGAGCUUGAAAUAACUGCAGCUUUCAAAUCAUAGAGUUACAGAAUGGUUGGAAAGAGCUUCUAAAGAUCAUCUAAUCCAACCCCCCACUAAAGCAGAUCCCACCUAGACAAGGUCACGCAGGAACGUGUCCAGGUGGGUUUGGAAACCUCUCGAGAAGGAGCCUUCACACCCUCCCUGGGCAGCCUGGGCUCCUUCACCCUCACAGUGAAGAAGUUUUUCCUUUACCUGAAACACUGCCAAGGGUUGGGUACUGCCUUUGUUUCCAGGAACUACAAUUAGUCUGCUCCUUGUUUGGCAAAUGGGAGUUUGAAGCAAGCCCCGAGUUUCCAGUAGGGUUUAGAUUGGAAGAAGUCUGUUGUUUGUUUUUCAUGUGGUGGCUGACUGUGUAACACUCUGCCCUGUCAGAAGGGAUUUGUUUACCCCUGUUGGACUCAGUGGCUGUGUCAGCAGAGCUCCCUGUUACCAUGGAUGCUGGGAUGUAUAGGUCCUACACAGAUCCCACAGAUGAGGUGCUUGAGUUAAAAACCAGCCCCGAUGUUUCAGGUCUGGAGGACUGUUUCCAUCCAGUUAUAACACUGCAAGUCACACAUUUGGAUCUUUAAAACCUUGGCAAUGUCCCUUCAGAUCUAUAUUCUCUUUAAAGAAUAUAUUGCCUGCAAUAUCUCUGCAGCAACAGCUCAGGCACAGAUUUCCUUUUGUCAGUGAUGGCUGCUCAAGUGUUUGUGACAGUUCCAUACUGUUUGCACUGAGAGGGCUGCAUCUGUCAGAUGCUAAAGCCUUACCAAAUAUUGCCUGCUGGAAAAGUGUGUGAUGUGCAGAUUUAUGCAAGGCAGCUCCCCAAGUGAGAUUUCUGUGGCAGGGGAUGGAUUCAAAUGAGCCUUGUCCUUAGGUGUUUGAAUAAGAAUUUGGGUCUGUUUUCUGACAAGUGGCUGCUCAGCCUCCCACCUCCUCCCAGUAGUGCAACUCAGCAUGGGAUUGAAAUAAAGCAAGUUUUGCUUGCUCAGUGCAGGGUUCCAGUGGCUGGCCCAGCUGCUGGUGUACAGAAUUUGAUACCCAUAGUGUAGGUGUGAGUUGUGCUUGUGUGUGCCAGCUCCUGGGAUCUGGAGAAGCACUAGUGCUGAAUCCUGAGGGCCAAGAGGCCUUUGAAUGACUGCAGUGGCUCUGUGGCAGUUCAGUGGUGCUCCAGGGAUUUGCUUAGUGCUGAGUGGACAGCACUAGGGGCUUGUUUUGGCAGCUCUGGCUCUGGUGAGGCUGUCAGUGUGUUCUCAUCUCCUGCCUGUGCUGCAGAGCUGCCUGUCUUGCUGACAAAGGGCAAGGAGCAGGCAUCUGUGUGGGUUUCAGCUCUUUCUGGAGGAUAGCAUGAGCACAGCUUUGAGCUUCCUGGAGGAGGUGGGCUGUGGUGUUCAGCUGGUGUCCUGUCAGGAGAAGAGGGUUCUUCUGUACUGCAUGGGUACAGUGACUCUAGUCUGUGCAGCUUUGCCUCACAGAAUCAUUACAGUUGGAAAAGACCUUUAAGAUCAAGUCCAACCUCACAGAGCCAGGCCAUCACUAAACUAACCCAUGUCCCUCAGCACCUCAUCUGUGUGUCUGUUGAAUAUCUCCAGGGAUGGUGACUCCACCAGCUCCCUGGGCAGCCCCUUCCAAUGCUUCAUAACCCUCUGGGUGAAAAAGUUGUUCCUCAAGUCCAAUCUAAACCUCCCCUGGUGCAACUUGAACCCAUUUCCUCAUGUCCUAUCAUUCAUUACUGGAGAGAUCAACCUCCACCUCACUACAACUCCCCUUUAGGUAGCUUUAGAGAGUGAUCAUGUCUCCUCUCAGCCUCUUCUUCUCCAGGCUAAAUGGGAGGCAACAUGAAUCUGUCUCGGUGCUCUUGGGCAGUGCUGCUACUGAUGGCCAUUGAGGAGGGUUUCUUUUGCCUGCCUUAUCUAUGGAAGUACCCUAACAUGAAGUGCUUCUCAGCAGAGGUUUCUGCAGUUUCCUGAGGAGUCUGAACAAGAAAUAGAAUGUCUGUGUACAGCACAGGAAUGUCAGUCAAGGAAAACACUCAGUAUGUCACUACAGUGCUAGUAGUACCACGUCCUGGUUGCCCCACUUGCAGAUCAUUAGAAUCAUAGAAUCACAGAGUGGCAGGGUUGGAAGGGACCUUUAGAGAUCAUCCAGUCCAACCCCCCUGCAGAAGCAGGUUCACCUAGAUCAGGUCACACAGGAACAUGGCCAGGUGGGUCUUGAAGACCUCCAAGGAAGGAGCCUCCACACCCUCCCUGGGCAGCCUGGGCCAGGGCUCCCUCACUGAAACACUAAAACAGUUUUCUCUUAUGUUUAAGUGGAGCUUUUUGUGUUCCAGCUUCAUCCCAUCACCCCUUGUCCUGUUGCUAUCUACUAUAGAAAAGAGGGAUAUCCCAACCUCCUGACACCCACCCUCAAUCUCCUCCAGACUAAACAGCCCCAGGUCCCGCAGCCUUUCCUCAUAUCAAAGAUGCUCCAGUCCCCUGAUCAUCUUGGUGGCCCUGUGCUGGCCUCUCUCCAGCACUUC